Molecule: messenger RNA, 1927 nt
Organism: Salarias fasciatus (jewelled blenny)
Lineage: Eukaryota; Metazoa; Chordata; Actinopteri; Blenniiformes; Blenniidae
Gene: srpx
Product: sushi-repeat containing protein X-linked
Exons: 10
Coding region: 110-1462 (450 amino acids)
Biological process (GO): phagolysosome assembly
Source: RefSeq, a predicted model, not a curated record
UUUCUGGAGCGAGAGGCGGGCCUUUCGGAAAAGCAGGAAUGCGCUGGAAGUUUUCCUGCUGAAAAAGCUCCCCUUCACAUGCUGAGCUGCGUCCGUCCCGCGUCCCGACAUGGACAUGUGGCCGCUGGUGCUCCUGUUCGUCCAGCUCUGCUCCUGCUCCGGGCACGAAGGGUCAGGACAGUAUGCCUACGGAGACGAUGAAGACUGGUAUUCUCGUAGAUACAAAGGCACCCCGUGGUGCGCGCCCAUCAAGGUGAAGCAUGGCGACGUGAGCUGCCGCACACCCAGAGGGGAGCACUUCAGGAACGUGAUGGGCACCCGCUGCAAGAUCCGCUGCAAGCAGGGCUACGAGGUGCAGAGCCCGGAGGUGGUGUGCAUGGCCAGCAAGCACUGGUCCUCCAACUACGCCUGCAGGGAGAUCCGUUGUCCCAAGCUCGACAUGCCCAUAAACGGCGGCUACAAGUGCUCAGAUGGCUCCUACUUCAACUCCCGCUGCGAGUUCUUCUGCUCCCCCGGGUUCAGCCUGAAGGGCCACAAGACGGCGACCUGCCAGCACAACAAGGCCUGGAGCAUCGGGCUGCCCACGUGUGUCGACAUCGAACCUCCCAAAAUCAAGUGUCCUAAUGUGAAGGACAAAUGGGCGGAGCCAGGAAAGCUGACAGCGAGGGUGACCUGGGACACGCCGGAGGGCGUGGACACGGCAGACGGCAUCCUCACCGACGUCAUUCUGAAAGGAAAACCCCCGAAGUCAGACUUCCCAGAGGGCCUCCACAAGAUGUCCUACACCGUGUUCGACCGCGCCGGCAACAAAGGCUCCUGCCGUUUCUCCGUCAGAGUACGAGUGCGCCGCUGCAGCCCUCUCUUUCCUCCCGACAACGGCUACAUGAAGUGCAACGGCGACGGGGACAACUACGGCGCCACCUGCGAUUUCACCUGCACCGGCGGCUUCGAGCUGCAGGGCAGCGCCGCCCGGGUCUGCCAGUACGGCCUCACCUGGUCCGGCUCCGACACCACCUGCACAGCCAUGAACAUCAACGUGGGAGUGCGCACGGCCGCCGCGCUGCUGGAUCAGUUCUACGAGAAGCGACGGCUCCUCAUCAUCUCAGCGCCGACCGCCGCCAAUCACAACUACCGCUUCCAGAUGACGAACCUGCAGCACGCCCAGUGCGGCCUGGACCUCAGACACAUGACGGUCAUCGAGCUGGUCGGGACGUAUCCUGCCCAGGUCGGCCGGAUCCGGCACAGACUGCUGCCCCCGGGCCUGGCUCUGCAGCUCCGGCUGCUCCUCCAGAUCCCCCAGCGCUCUUUCCAGAUGGUUCUGCUGGACAAGCAGGGCAUCGACAAGCAGCGCUACCCGUUCCCCAUCACCGCCGCCGAGCUGUUCACCACCGUCGACACCUUCCCCCUCCGCAAGGACGAGAUGGUGCUGCAGCAGCAGGCGGGCCAGACCUGCCAGUCGUGAACGCCCGGCGGCCAUCUUUGAUCCGUUUCCUCGUCCUUCAGCUGACCAGCGACAAGGCCGCCUCAGAUCCCCCGUUUGUGACUCCACGCCUCAUCCACACUCCUGCGUUAAGUCAUUGUGUGUGUGUGUGUGUGUGUGUGUGUGUGUGUGUGUGUGUGUGUGUGUGUGUGGCGUUGCUGAUCUGAGGCCGAUCUAACUGAAAUGGGUCACUCAUUACAGUCACAUUGAUUCCUGUGUCUUGUCUCUCUCUCUUUAUAUAUUUUAUAUGAUUGUCUCACAGCAGAAAUACGUCUCACUGUUUUCUACAACAAACUGUUUUUACUGUAUGAACUGGAAAACUUUCUCGCCUGUCUGAUAUUUAUGUCUCACUCCUUGGGUGCGUGUGUGUGUGCGCGUGUGUGUGUGAUGAACAGAGCAUCUGUACGUCUACGUCUGAAUUCACAAACACUGAUUAAAGCUGUGCAG